AUGGCGCCCGCACGCCAACCGGCCCAGCCAUUCACCAAGGACGAGAAGGUUCUCUGCUUCCACGGUGAGAUGUUGUAUGAAGCAAAGAUUCUUGACAUCCAGCCUGCCGAUAGCGGCGAAGGCUUCCAGUACCGCAUUCACUACAAGGGCUGGAAGAAUACCUGGGACGACUGGGUCUCCAUCGACCGCAUCCGCAAGUUCACUGAGGAAAACAAGGAGCUGGCCAGCACGCUGCACGCCCAGAUGAAGGACUUGCGCCAGAAGAGCAGCGCCAAAGCCCCCAAGAAGGGUCUCCGCAUCAAUGGCACCGAUUCGACUCGUGGUAGUGAAGAGCGGACCGCAGGAGCUGCCGCCAGCGGUCGUGGCCCCCGACGCGCGAGAGACUUUGACCUUGAGCAGGAGGAUGGGUUCCAUGCACGUCCGUCCAUCAAACUGCCUAUUCCUGAUCACAUCAAGGCAAUGCUUGUCGACGACUGGGAAAAUAUCACCAAGAACAACCAGCUGGUCCCGCUCCCUCAUCCUCACCCCGUUGAUGAUAUUCUGAACGACUACCUCAACUACGAGCGUCCCAACCGGGAAGAUGGUUCUGCAAACAUGGACAUUCUCGAAGAAGUCGUUGCUGGUCUUCGCGAGUACUUUGAGAAGUCUUUGAGCCGAAUCCUUCUGUACCGGUUUGAGCGCCCUCAGUACCAUGAGAUCCGCAAGGUUUGGGAAAAGGCUACGGAGAACGAUAAGCACAAGUCUGUAUGCGACACGUACGGUCCGGAGCACUUGUGCCGCCUGAUGGUUUCGCUGCCCGAGCUCGUUGCCCAGACAAACAUGGACCAGCAGUCCGUUUCCCGUUUGCGUGAGGAACUCUCCAAGCUUACUGUCUGGCUCGGCAAGAAUGCGAAGACCUACUUCGUCAGCGAGUACGAGACUCCUUCUCAGGAGUACAUCGACAAGGCCCGGAGUUUCUAG
Molecule: messenger RNA, 960 nt
Organism: Colletotrichum spaethianum
Lineage: Eukaryota; Fungi; Ascomycota; Sordariomycetes; Glomerellales; Glomerellaceae
Product: chromatin modification-related protein eaf3
Exons: 4
Coding region: 1-960 (319 amino acids)
Biological process (GO): chromatin organization; regulation of DNA-templated transcription
Cellular component (GO): NuA4 histone acetyltransferase complex; Rpd3S complex; nucleus
Source: RefSeq, a predicted model, not a curated record